Messenger RNA from Truncatella angustata, 1941 nucleotides. RefSeq lists its product as uncharacterized. The transcript has 3 exons. The record is from RefSeq and is a predicted model, not a curated record. The coding region runs from base 1 to 1941 and encodes 646 amino acids. Lineage: Eukaryota; Fungi; Ascomycota; Sordariomycetes; Amphisphaeriales; Sporocadaceae.
AUGUCCUCUGCUGCGACGAGAAAGCCGCCUGUCAGCCGGACAAGCGACAGCAAUAUCCCAUCGCCAUCGCCCUCGACCGCGCGGCAGGCACGAGCUUCGACACCAACUUCCACCGCUACUCCUACGCGCAGCAAUACCGUCGCGGGAACCCCUGCCCGCCGGGACUCCCUCAGAGCAGGCACACCUGUUUCCGCGCGAGCGGCCAUGCACAGGGCCACGUCUUCCCGCAGCAUUCCCACCUCGGAGGCCGAAGAGAUCGCGCGCGCAGAAGCUGCCGCUACCAUUGAAGAUCUCAAGGCCAGGCUAGAGAAGUCGGAUGCCGCCUCGGAGCAAUACAGAAAACAGACCGAUGUCCUGCAAUCAAGACUUCAAGAGACGCUCCAGGAGCAAGCCAAACUCGAGGAGCGAGUACAUGAAAGCGAGGAGCAAAUCGAAGCCCUUCGCAAUGAGAAGCGAGAAUCUGCAAGACAGAUGCGGGAGAUGGAAACCAUCUACGAGGCUGAAAAGAGCAAGAUCCUUAAGGAGAAGGACCAGAUGAGCAACCGGGAGGAGGAGAUGCAGGCUGUCAUCAACAGGUUGAAGGACACUAUCAACCAGAGGAACGCAGAGGAUGAUUACCGACCGACAAGACAAUCCAACAACUCCUCUCCUACCGUCGACAAUGGCCAGUUUGCUCCUCCGUCAUCCAUCAACCGCAGCGAUUCCAGGAACAACUCAAAAUUGCUGCUCCAGAAAGACAAGCUCAUUGAAUCCCUGCGGCUCGAGCUGGCAGAGGCGCAGAUCAAGCUCGUCGAAACCGAGAACCAGGGCGGCGGCCGCCUGCACGAGGUCGAGCGGCUACUGAUGGAAGCCCGCAUGGCCAAUGCACGUCUCAUGGAGGACAACGAAUCGUACCAGUUGCUACUGCAAGAAAAGACGCUGCAUGGGGACUUCGGCAAAGGCGAUUUCAGCUACAUGGGAGUCAACGCGAACCAAGAUGCCUUGAACGCCCUCGAGGGCCGUCCUAAUUCCAGCGAGAAGCAGGACACCCUUGGUAGCAGUCUAGCCGAUGAGCUAGGUGAUCUAGCUGACGAGUCAGCCAUCUCUCAUGUCGACGAUGCUGACCACCAGCGUCGUCUCGAGGGAGAAUUGCGUGUUCUCAAGGACCAAAACAAGGCGCUCACCCUGUACAUUAACAAGAUCAUUGAGCGCCUUCUCCAGCACCAAGAAUUCGAGCAUAUCCUCGAUCAGUCCACCGACAACAAGCCUGGUGCAGAUGUCAACAAGGAUCUUCCGCCGCCGCCUGAGAAGGCGGGUGCCAGUGCCUCCUUCCUUCAACGUGCAAAGUCGAUUGCUACAGGCAGCGGCACCGUACCUGCGCCUCCUCGACCGAUGAGCUUCAUGCCGUCGUCUGCUGUUCAUAACAACCCCGAGACUGCGCCAAGUAUCCCCAUCGGUCUUGGUCGGUCUGGUUCGACGAGACGCCCUGCUGGCCGUCCUCUAAGCGAGCAGUAUUCUAGUGCCGCCGGUAUUGUUAAUGCCAUGUACAAAGGUGGCGACGGCCCCAUGGGUCCCAUGUCACCAACGCUUUCCAACCCUCGUAACAGUGGUCAGUUCUUUAGCGGCACAGGUACGCCACGCGCAGUCUCUUCUAACAACGGUGCACCCACAGCAGGUAACUUCCCUGGCAUGCGCAGCGAGACUAGCAGCGUGAGUGGAGAGUCUGUCAAUGAAGGAACCAGCGCAAGCCAGAGCCCACCAAGGACGGUCAGCUCAGGCAGCCACAGCCACCACGGCGAGAAGCAAGGCGCUACUUUCGCCGGCAACAAGCCCAGACCGCUGAGACUGGUCCAGGAAGAGACAGAUCGGAAGGCUGCCGAGAACAAACGUGCUAGCUGGUUCGGCAACUGGCAGGGUUGGAAUGCCAAGAAGCCCGAAGAUGGCGAGACUAUUAGGGAGUAG